AUGAAGCUCCCGACGGACAAGGACUUCUCCUACGCGAUGACUGCGCUGAGGAUCGUCUCGAGGCCUGUGGGCACGUGGCCCCUUCAGACGUACAGCUUCUCGUCCGGCUUGCGGUCCGCCAUCGUUAUUGUGCUUCUGAUGCUGACGAUGCUGAUCGUUCAAGUAGAAAUCUAUCUGGAUUACGGGAACGCGGAGAAGACCUUGAACGGUCUGGUGAUACUCGCUUGCAGUCUCCUGGCAGUGCUAAAAGUGGGUUGCUUCCGGCUGUACCCCACAGGACUGAUCGCCAACUUCGUCUCAGCAGUGCAAGACUACCAGCAGCUGAACGGAGAAGAAAAGCGAGCAAUCGUGAAACGUCACGCCUACAUGGGGCGCAUGUCGUCUGCCAGCAUGAUAUUCUUCUCGUACUUCAGCGCGUCGCUGUUCACGCUAGCGCCUAUGUUCACCGGAAACGACGCGGCGCAGGGUGCAAACUCGACGCUGGGGAAACGCCUGGACUAUCCCGUACCCAGCGAGUACACCCUGCAGCUUCUGCGAGCGCCGGAAAACCUGUUCGCGGUGAUAUACUUCGGGGAGUACUUCCUGUUGCUGGUGACGGCCAUCGGAAACCUCGGUAGUGACUCGUUGUUCUUCGGCAUCGUCUUCCACCUGUGCGGUCAAGUGGAGGUGUUGAAGCUGGACUUCAGCAGAUUCCUCGACGACGAGGAGAACAGGACCGAUCGUUUCAGCUCUCUGAUCAAGAGGCAUCAUCACCUGUUGAAACUGUUCCAGUACCUAAACGACACUAUCGGCUCGAUCAUGGUCAUUCAACUAUUCACGAGCUGCUUGUUGAUCUGUACUAGCGGCUUCCAGUUCAUUCUGUCUCUGAACGUCAACAACCUCGUGAUGGUGAUGAAGACGUUCAUAGUGAUGGCUACCUUGCUGGGGCAGCUGUUCGCCUACAGCCUCGUCGGCGAGUACUCGAAGAACCAAUUCGAAGGCAUCGGACAGCUCGCCUAUUGCAGCAGCUGGUACAACGCGCCACCUAACCUGACGAGGGACAUCAUGUUCCUCCUGAUGAAGACCCAGUACCCUGUGCAUUUGAAGGCUGGCAGGUUCUUCGUCAUUAACAUGGAGACGUACACGAGUAUCCUGAGGACUUCGAUGUCCUACCUGUCGGUCCUCCGCGUAAUGGUUACCGCGUAA
Nomia melanderi (Alkali bee) is the source of this 1185-nucleotide messenger RNA. RefSeq names its product odorant receptor 10-like. The record is from RefSeq and is a predicted model, not a curated record. Gene Ontology annotation, cellular component: plasma membrane. Lineage: Eukaryota; Metazoa; Arthropoda; Insecta; Hymenoptera; Halictidae. Gene Ontology annotation, biological process: sensory perception of smell; detection of chemical stimulus involved in sensory perception of smell. Gene Ontology annotation, molecular function: olfactory receptor activity; odorant binding.